Molecule: messenger RNA, 5115 nt
Organism: Triplophysa rosa
Lineage: Eukaryota; Metazoa; Chordata; Actinopteri; Cypriniformes; Nemacheilidae
Gene: ndrg4
Product: NDRG family member 4
Exons: 18
Coding region: 168-1544 (458 amino acids)
Biological process (GO): brain development; positive regulation of ERK1 and ERK2 cascade; signal transduction
Cellular component (GO): cytoplasm
Source: RefSeq, a predicted model, not a curated record
AGAGAGAGGAAAAGAGAGGGCGGGUCGGACGUUGAAAGAGAUUCACACAGCAGAGGCUUCACAGGGUAGACAGCAUCUCUCCGAAUCACACUCACGGGCAAACAGAAAAAGGGGCCGUCACACCAAAAUCCUUAAAACCACAGCAGACAGACGAUCCUUUAGCAGAGAUGGGGCCCGGAUUGUUCUGGAACUUCCCAUCCAAGACUAGCUGCGCGGUUCCACAGAGCCUGCUGCAGACAAUGUUGCUCUCCAGGAUGGCUGGCAUAAAGGAUCAGCAGUUUACUGAAGAGAAACCACUUCUGCCAGAAGUCAGGGGACAAGAACCAGAGAUGGCUAAAGGAGAGUGUGUGCACGCGCUGCCUUGUGCUAAGCCCUCCCCCCAAACGGCUCGCCCCCCCAAACGCUGGCAUUCGAUCGCCCAGCACUGGCUCGGACUCACCCGGCGUCGGACCAGCGGGUACAUCUCGGAAAACUGUGAGACGUUUGUGGAUGCUGGAGAUUGGAAGGAACAUGACAUCGAAACCCCAAAUGGGAUGUUGCAUGUGGUCAUCCGGGGAGCUCCUAAAGGCAAUAAGCCAGCUAUCCUGACCUACCAUGAUGUUGGGCUCAACCACAAGUUGUGCUUCAACUCAUUCUUCCACAAUGAAGACAUGCAGGAGAUCACCAAGCAUUUUGUUGUGUGCCAUGUGGAUGCCCCUGGCCAGCAGAUUGGUGCCGCACAGAUGCCACAGGGGUAUCAGUACCCCACCAUGGAUCAGCUAGCUGGAAUGCUUCCCAGCGUGGUGCAACACUUUGGCUUUAAGAGCAUUGUUGGAAUUGGAGUCGGGGCUGGUGCCUACAUCCUUGCCAAAUUCGCGCUCAUUUUUCCUGAUCUCGUGGAGGGUCUGGUUCUACUCAACAUUGACCCCAAUGGGAAAGGCUGGAUUGACUGGGCUGCCACAAAGCUGUCCGGACUCACCAGCACUCUUCCAGACACUGUUCUGGCCCAUCUCUUUAGCCAGGAGGAGCUUAUGAACAACACAGAGCUGGUGCAGAGUUAUCGCCAACAGAUCAACAACACUGUCAACCAGUUCAACCUCCAGCUCUUCUGGAACAUGUACAACGGCCGCAGGGAUCUGGAAAUGAACCGCAGUGGCUCUGUGUUGAAUGCCAAGACCCUGAGGUGCCCAGUCAUGCUGGUUGUUGGAGACAAUGCCCCGGCUGAGGAGGGCGUGGUUGAAUGCAACUCCAAGCUAGAUCCAACCAACACCACAUUCCUGAAGAUGGCUGACUCUGGUGGAAUGCCUCAGCUUACACAGCCUGGAAAACUCACAGAGGCUUUCAAGUACUUCCUACAGGGGAUGGGUUACAUUGCGUCUAUUAAGGAUCGGAGAAUGAGUGAGGGGCCAGUGCCUUCCGCCAGUAUGACCCGUCUCGCUCGUUCGCGAACAGCUUCUCUGACCAGCGCUGGCUCCGUGGACGGCUCCCGCAACCGCGCAUGCACGCAUUCAGACAGCACCGAGGGUGUCGGGCAGGUCAGCCACACCAUGGAAGUGUCCUGCUGAGCCCUCGUUCAUGUUCUCACACGCACACAUUUAGAGAGACGUGACACAUGGAAGAAGGGCCUGAGAAGAAUGGAGAACUCAUAUUACUUUCAUUCUUUCUUUCUCAGCCAUUCGUUUUCCAUGUACUUUUCUCUCUGUAUUUUUUUCAGUGUUAGCCCACUUAAAGAAACAGUUCACCCAAAAAUACAAAUCUGUCAUCGUCUACUCACGUUAACGUACUUAUGUCCAAGCUUUGUUUAAAAAAUGAUGCACUCAAGAUUUAGUGAAUACUGAUAUAUCACUGAACGGUUCAUUUGUAUGGACAGCUUCUAGUCCGCAUCCACUUUCAUAGUACAGGAGAGAGGAACUCAGACAUUGUGCUUAAAGAAAGUCGUAGAUAUGAAAUGACAUUAGAGUGCGUACUAGAUGACAGAAUUUUCAUUAUUGCCUGAACAAAUUCUUUAACCUGUAAAAUAAAGACGUGCUGUCUUCCCUCUUAGAACAGUGUUCGAUUCUCCCCUUUGUAACACCAUUUAUUUAUCGCUAAGUGUCAGUAUAUCUGCACCCUUCGCUUGCUGCCUCUGGCCUUCACCUCCAAAGAAAAAACUCGAAAAAGUCCCAUCAGCCCUUGCUCUCGUUCCUGUCCUAUGACAGUCUUUGUGGAGUAACUGAUUGGUGGGUCGCAAGUAGAGGGAACGGUCAUGAGGAAGAAACAAAGCUAGAGGAAGAAGGGGGGGUUAAAAGAUUGAUCCAGAGAGAGAGAUUAAAAUAGUACAUCGUAACCAGGUUAUGCUCUCCCUCUCUGCCACGAACGCGAAGCGGUUGUGUUGUUGAAAGGGCAAAAAUCAACCACCGAACAGCAGCCUUUGGCUUAUCAUCUCAGGUCAUUCAGUCAUUUUGAAGUACGUGUAUGACCACGCAGGAUAAACAAUUACUUUUCACUCCGUUACACAAGGCGUGAUGUUUUUAUUGUUUUAUUAUUUUUUAGUUCAACGCUCUAUAUGGCGGCUGUAGGAAUGGGAAGUCAAAAUGUGAGUGAAUAUAAAUAACUUUACAAUAGAAACAUCAGCUGCUUAAUUUGCACUGAAAAGUGGCAUCCUUUACGAAAAAUAACCAUUGUUUUUAUUGUAGUAAGAGUAAUAACUGUUUUUUUUGCCGAUUGAUUACCAUUUGUAUAACUCCAGUUUUACUACAAACACCAUGGUUAAACUGUAGUUACUAUUUUUGGUUACCAUGGUUUAACUAGUAACAUGUUUUUCGUUUUUAUUCGUAGUAAAACUAUGGUUCAUUUUUCUAAGGGAUAGACAUUUGCUGACCAGCAUGAAUUGUAUAAAUAAAGAUGGCUACAGAGUAAAUUGGUUUGCCUUAAAGGGACAUUGAAAUUUAGCGGCAUCUAGUGCUGAGGUUAUGAAUUGCAACCAACGGCUCAGUCCACCCCUCCCUUUAGAAGCACAACGGUGGCUGACACAGGACAAAGAUGUCGUCACGUUUUCACUUCUUUGCUGAAAGAGAUAUUUACGAAUUUACGAAAUGCGCUCUGUAGAGCAGGUUGUCCGUUUAGGGCUACUUUAGAAAUACCAUGGCGAAUUCCAUGCAAGGGGACCUGCGGUGUAUGUAUAGAUAUAAAAAGAUAACAGCACCUUUAAGUCAAUUUUCAAUAAAAGCAAAAAAUACUAAACAAAGACUACAAAACAAACGCUAUCACUUACUCUGUCACAAACUCAGAUGAACAUACCUUUCUUUAUCAUCUGGUGACGACGCUGUCUUCAGUUUAAGUACUCAUAAUCUUCAUUUGAGUAAUCAUUCAAUUAGUAUACUUGUGGUAGUGUGCACUCCCUGUCAUAUGAAGGGGGCUUUGAUUGGGAUCGGUUCUGUACGGUCUCCCUUUUAUAGACAAUCAUGUUGUGACCCAAACCAAACUGGAACCGUCGACUGAGGCAGAGCCUCUACGACGGGGUUUGCCGCUUUCAUUAGGGUACAUUUCGGCAUUAGCGAUACAUGACUAAAGCUUCAGGUCUCUCUUACAGCACCCAGCCCUGCACAAAGAAUAUACCAAAGUAACUGAAACAAACACACACACACACACACACACACACAUGCAAAUGCAUGCAUGCAUAUUCCCAGAUGAGGGCUGAGCGCUACAAGGGAACAAAGCUUUUGUAGGAACACAUGCAUGACAAGAGAUUUCAUUCAAAUAUGACUAAAAUUGAUGCUUGUUUUAUAAUGUAGGUCUAUACAUUUACAUUGAGUUAUUUUUUUUAUAAUUCAUACUGAAUGAAUGAACGAAUGACAUUGCAUUGUGUAAUAAUGACUGACACGAACUCUGAGCUGAUUUGCUGAUGCAGCUGCCUUAUUAGAUUUCCUAAACUGUGAUGAAAGAGGGCCUAGCACCCGUCGAAUUUCCAUUCCACACAUUUGCACUUAGCAUCUUUUGUCUUGAUUGUCAAUUUUGUGCAGAAUCUCUCAUUUUCUGGGGUGUUUUCCGUGUGUGUGUCUAUAAGGGGCGGGGCUUUCUGGAGCACCGUUGCUCCAAGCACGGAAUGUAGGGUACAACCCCACCCCCAAAAAUCCCAAACCCUAAAACCACAAGGUGCCCCGCCACUCAUAAACACAUCCGGGCGCCUCAAAGGGCUGUCGACCCAGGCAACGCAAGGCUGGGCGUUAUACUGUACAGAGAGAGAUGAAUGCAUGAUAAGAGAGGGAGAGAUUGAACGAGAGAACUGCCACCGAUGUCGCCAGACUCUUCAAAAUGGGACGUGAGCGAAUCGGGAGGGUGAAAGCCAAACGCAAAUGUAGCGAAAGAACACAUGCUGGUUGGGUUUCCUCCUCAAGACUGAAUGGGUGCGUUCUUUCCUAGUAUUGAUUUGCAUGAGUUUUUGUGUUUGUGUCGUUUUUCUUUAUUUAAUGUCUGAAGUAUGCAGUCGUGAGCUCUUAAUAAGAGACAAGGAGCAUGCCACAAGCUCACCUUUCAAAGGUGCACUUUUAUCCCCGAUCCCUGCUCUCUGCCUGGGGCCCUGAAUGUAUCGAGUCCUUUGGAAGUGCUGUACAGUAUUGUCAAUGUGGCCCCAUAUCACCUUUACUCAGAAUCUGAGCUCACACCAGUGUAUCCUGCCAUACCUGCCUUCCCUUGCACCCUUUCCCUAUGGAUAUAUGUUCUAUGCUGUAGAUAUUUGCUGUUUUUAGGGCAGAAAAAUCAAAUAGGUCUCUACCACUAGCCUUGUCGUGUGGAACAUCAUAAAUUCAAUUCUCUAUUCCUUUUUUUCUAUAUAAAUGUAGCUCUUAUUUAACCUGGUGUUGCAUCUAUUAUUGUGAGGAUUCAAUGAGUAUUAUUAAUCAUAUGAUUGCAGUUAUUUCAAAUAGCCAUUGUUUUAUAUUGAGCAAUAAGUUCUUUGUGUUUUUUUUAAGGGAGGCUGGUUGUUACAAAUGCGUAUACAGAAAUAGGAUUCACUUAACCUGCUCUGCCAUAAUAAAGAAAAUACAACUAAUGUGUUAAAACUGUGUAACAUGUACAUCUAUAUAGCCUUCAAGCUGUUACUGUCUGUGUACUAAAAAAAGCUGAACGUGCAUCAAAUAAAGCGGAUGUGUAAAAGAA